CUUAAAACACUGUUCCUAGCCCUUCAUCACUUCUGAUGUUGAAAAAAGGAACGUACAAAAUUGAAAACAUAAUAAACAUCAGUGCAUCCUUACAAAAUCAAAAAAGGAAUCAUAACGAUCAAUCACAGUCAACAGCUAAAUUAAUAUUUAAAGCUGUCCUAUCAAGCGAUAAUUCAAUGAUCGUGUCGUACUUUAUCGAUCAUAUUACACCGGGAAAAGCAUCUAUUAUCGAGAUAUGUAACAAUGUAAAGUAUCCUUUGCUGAGAAAAAAUGAUUAUGUGGUGAUUGAACACCAAAAGUAUGCAGAUGAUGAGGAACUGAUCGAAGUAUUAUUGGAGAGAAAAAAAUGAAUAAAAUGCAUUGUUUUAAUAGAAUAA
Messenger RNA from Vavraia culicis subsp. floridensis, 377 nucleotides. RefSeq lists its product as uncharacterized. Bases 36 to 350 code for a protein of 104 amino acids. The transcript has a single exon. The record is from RefSeq and is a predicted model, not a curated record. Lineage: Eukaryota; Fungi; Microsporidia; Pleistophoridae.